AUUCCCACAAACUCGCUAGCGGCGCUCACAAAGAAUUCUAACAUUUCCGGGCGCAUCAUCACCAAGUGUCUUCCUUUCCUUAUCACCCAACCCUAACCACCAGCCAGGAGAGUGUCACCAUGUCGACGAAGCCCACAACCAAGACGUUCGGGAAGUCGACCCGGGAGGUUCCCGCUCCCUCGGAGAAGGCCAAGAAGUGGUACAGCGCCGAAGAUGAUGCCGAGAGCAAGAAGGUCCGCAAGGCCGUCCGAUCUUGGACUCCCCGCAAGUCCCUCGAGGCCGGCACUGUCCUCAUCCUCCUCGCUGGCCGUUUCCGUGGCAAGCGUGUCAUCCUCCUGAAGACCCUUGACCAGGGCGUCCUCCUCGUCACCGGCCCCUUCAAGAUCAACGGUGUUCCCCUCCGCCGAGUCAACUCCCGAUACGUCAUCGCCACUUCCUACAAGGUCGACAUCUCUGGCCUCGAUGAGAAGAAGAUCGAGGAGAUCUCUCAACCCAAGUACUUCACCGCCGAGAAGUCCAAGGAGAAGGCCGGCGAGGAGGCCUUCUUCAAGCAGGGAGAGAAGCCCCAGAAGAAGGAGAUCAACAGCAGCCGUGCUGCCGACCAGAAGGCCAUCGACAAGGCCCUGAUCGCCAACAUCAAGAAGGUGGACCUGUUGGCUAGCUACCUCGGAAGCUCCUUCAGCUUGCGAAAGGGUGACAAGCCCCACGAGAUGGCUUGGUAAACAUGUGCAUCUUACGCCGGGGCUGGGGGAGUACCAGGGUUGCGACGACGGGUUGUAGAACGGGAAGGGUCUCCGAAAUGGGCUGGUUUGGCCAAUUGCAUUUGGAAGUCGACGGCAUCGGUCACAUUUUGGCGUCUGUAAUCAGGUUUUACAGUCAAAAAACAAACGAGCAUACAAAAUCUACCAGGCUUCCGGUGAGAGGCUCUCAUGAUAAACAACCUUUCGGAGCAUCAAUAUUCUUUCCUGGGGUGAAAAAAAAACAGAACGCGAGCAACGUAUGGGCACACUCUCUGAACCGGCCUGGGCUGGACAUUAGGGUUGGAUUUGAGAUAAAGAUUCAAGAUUCAAGAAUGUGUGUCUCGGGCUGGCGGAAUUAUCAUCAACUAUUGUGGUGGUGAAACAUUUUGUCGCGAAUCGGCUCCGAAAUAGCAUCAUGGCUU
Ilyonectria robusta is the source of this 1162-nucleotide messenger RNA. Its product is annotated as ribosomal protein L6e-domain-containing protein. The transcript has 3 exons. The record is from RefSeq and is a predicted model, not a curated record. Gene Ontology annotation, biological process: ribosomal large subunit assembly; cytoplasmic translation. Lineage: Eukaryota; Fungi; Ascomycota; Sordariomycetes; Hypocreales; Nectriaceae. The coding region runs from base 120 to 722 and encodes 200 amino acids. Gene Ontology annotation, molecular function: structural constituent of ribosome; RNA binding. Gene Ontology annotation, cellular component: ribosome; cytosolic large ribosomal subunit.